Girardinichthys multiradiatus is the source of this 5167-nucleotide messenger RNA. It is a transcript of the gene elk4, whose product is annotated as ETS transcription factor ELK4. Lineage: Eukaryota; Metazoa; Chordata; Actinopteri; Cyprinodontiformes; Goodeidae. The transcript is spliced from 6 exons. Gene Ontology annotation, biological process: regulation of transcription by RNA polymerase II; cell differentiation. Gene Ontology annotation, cellular component: nucleus. The record is from RefSeq and is a predicted model, not a curated record. The coding region runs from base 172 to 1605 and encodes 477 amino acids. Gene Ontology annotation, molecular function: sequence-specific DNA binding; DNA-binding transcription factor activity, RNA polymerase II-specific.
AUCCAGAUGCUUAGAAGUCGGAUUCCUGUGUGGGAAUUCGCAUGACGCUUUGUUAGGACUUUGUUUCCCGAUCCACUGUGCUGUAGGGAGCUUCCCAGAGAUGACAGGGGAACAUCUGGACGUGGCUCGACGACUCAGAAAUUCAGCGGGCUCUUCGAGCGAGUAAGCGACAUGGACAACUCUGUCACCCUGUGGCAGUUCCUUCUCCAGCUCCUGUUGGAUUCCAGUAAUGAGCAGCUCAUCUGCUGGACCAAUGAGGAAGGGGAGUUCAAACUGCUGCAGGCCGAGGAGGUGGCCCGGCUUUGGGGAGCCCGCAAGAACAAGCCUAACAUGAACUACGACAAGCUCAGCAGGGCGCUGAGAUACUACUACGACAAGAACAUCAUAAAGAAGGUGAACGGUCAGAAGUUUGUCUACCGCUUUGUGUCCUAUCCUGACAUCCUUAAAGGAGAUGCUACCACCCGCACAGAUGGCGGCGAUGGAGGUGCGGGGGGAGUCAUACCAACCGCAGCUAAGAGGGGAGACGGAUCUCUACUGGAGGGGGAAUCUGGUGAAAGAUACAAGAUGGGAGCAGGUCCAGCUACUCUGGUCUCCGGCACCAAGCAGUCCAACAGAAACGACUACAUUCAUUCCGGCCUCUACACGUCGUUUCAUCUCAACUCUCUGCAAAAUGGCCGUCAGCUCUUCAAAUCUGUCAAAGUAGAAAAUCCUGCGGAGAAGAUUGCUGACAAGAGGGAUCCUGCAGUCACCACACAGAGUCCAGAGGCACCCCCUCAUCUGCAAACACCGGCUGCUCUGUCGUCAGUCAUCAAGUUUGGAAACAGCCCCCCAAAACCAGUCUUUACAGCGCCUCCUCAGGUUGCCCUGACGCCCAGCAGCUUGGACUCUCUGCAGGCGCCGCCUCAGAGGGCCGAGAACGUCAGCACACACUCCUCUCUGCAACCCCAGUCCGUCUACUCAUUUGACCACACCCGUCGUUCAGAACCUGCCUUCAGCCUGCCAGACCUGAGCUCUGCCAGCUCAUCUCCAAGCCUCGUACCAGAAUCUUCUCAGGAGGCCACCAUGCAAAGUGACGUGGAGUCGGGGUGCUCUGGGUCAACAGAACCUCCUGCACUAGAAGCACCAGAGGCUCAGUCACAGGACAAGGCGGACCGUGGCCUCGCCUUGUCUGUAGAUGAGCCCAGUUUGGUGGAGACUGAAACCAGUUCCUCCUCAGUGAACAGCAACACAACAGGGAGCAAUCAGGCUCUGGGGAAAACCCGCAAGCCACCAAAAAUCCUGCAGAUCAGCCCGCCUGCUCUGCUUGUCACUACGUCCGACUUCUCCCCCAUGAACCUCUGCAGCCCCUCGCUACCCACCGCCUCGCUCACCCCAGCAAUGCUCCAGACUCCAACUCUCCUGCUGACUCCCAGUCCUCUGCUGUCCAACAUCCACUUCUGGAGCACGCUCAGUCCUGUCGCUCCCCUCAGCCCAGCCACCAGACGUCAGGGAGCCCACCUGUUCCAAUUCCCCUCAGUCCUCAACCCCCAGUUCCAGAUCCCAAUACAGAGCUUGGAUGGGACCAAUACCCCUGGCCCCAUCUCACCAGACCCUCAGAAAACAUAGACCUCUAACUCUCUCCUUAACUGGACUUGGAUCCAGUGUCCCUUCACCGCUGGUCCCCUUCCUCCUCCUACAUCCAGGAAGAAGAUGUGUGAGCUCACACUACAGGCCUGUGUAGGAGGGGGAUGGUGGACAACCAUCAACAGGCCAUGUGUGUCGGAUGAGGGUAAUGCACGGACCCUUCUCUGUCCUCGCACGCACUGACACCAUCGCCACCAUCCUGAUGCACCCACAUAUUCAUUUUGCCUGGAUUUUUUUUGGGAUCUCAGCAGAUCAAAAGGAGAGAGGAAUUUCCAUGGUAACUGUGUGCACUGGCGCCUCGGCCGGCCCAAUCUCCUUAACACCCAGACACACAGAGAGCGGGUGGAUUUCAGCUCUCGGCUCUUUACUUUUCUUAUCGUGUGCAGCAGUGUUCCUGCCAAAAUACUUGUAACAUUGAGUGUUUUCUGCUCUUCAUCUUGAACCCCCGCUGUUGUUCAAGGUGAAUGCUCUAACCUGAUAACCUGCAUGGUGUACCUGGAGCCAUCCAUGUCCUACAGCACUUUUACCCUAUUGUCUUACUGGGAUUUUGGCCAUAAUCCAAACUGAACCCUAAUUUAUUCUUCUACAGUGGCUUGCAAAGGUAUUAUUGCUCUUUUCAGACUCUUAUCAAUCACAAACUUCAGUGUGUUUUAUUUGGAUUUUCUCUGAUAGACCAACACAAAAUAGUUAUUAAUUGGGAAGAGGAAGGGAAAAAACAUGGUUUUCAUUUUUUCCUGCUUUAAUGUGACAAAAUGCCAGAGUUGAAGGAAUUUGAAUAUUUGUGCAUGCCACUGGAUGUGUUCGUUGUAAUGAAAAACAUGUACAUACCCUCAAAGCCAUUUUGGCCAGUUCUGCCUUCAUAUGGUAAGCUUUUACGUGGAUGAAAGCAUUUCUGAGCAGAGAUACCUUCAGCCCCAGAAGACAUCCAGCCAGACUCCAGGAACAGCUGAGGAGACAGCCAACCUCCUUUGCUUUCAUCUUAAAUACUACAGAAAGUUGAUUGGCUGUUUCUUUUAAGUGGACAACCAUCAGCAGGCCAUUGUCUGUCAUUGCCUUGAUAGGCCGUGGAAACAUGGCUCCCCUCUGGCUGUGGGAAUCCUAGGAGGUUCUGUGCUGCAUCUUUAUAGAACCAUUUGAGAGUGGGCUUAGCUCCACUUUUUGUUUAGCACUAGAAACAAGUUUCCUUGGACAUCCCUACAUAUAUAUCUUAUUCAGUGCUUGGUUAUUGCUUAAUUAUCGAUUUAGUGGGUAAAUGCAUACUUCUACAACUCCAGGUGUAUUCAGUAACAAUAUUUCCUUUAUGAAUAAGCUUUAGAGGUCUGCAGCAUAUGUUCUUGUCAACAGAGGGUGGUGGUUUCCCUCUGUCUCCAGUUUAAGCAUCUGAAAACCUCAGCUACCCCCAGAACAGAAAGGGAUCCUGGAUAAAAAUCAAGUGUGAGAUCUUUGGUGACUUCUUGUAAUGUCUGCAUCACACUUAGAUUAAGUCACAAAUAGCAAUACCUUUGAUUGGCCUCCGAAACUCAACAGUGAGUCAACACCUGACCUCAUUCCUGAUGCUGCUGAGCUUCUGCAUGUCCACAGGACUAGAGAAGCAGUCAGCCCUGACUACUGGCAGCCCACAGCAACAGCCCUCAGUCUGGAUGUUCUUACUGGGAAAAGAAGGCUCAUAGUUAGCGGUUUUCAGUUGAUCGGGGGUUUUUAAAAGGAAGCAUAAAAAAGGUUCAACCUGUAUUUUCUAUGGUAAUAUAUUGGCCAUUUAUUCAAGCUGCUUCCUUAAAGAGCAGUUCAGACUUUCAGAAAAUAACAGGACGGCUAAACACAUUACUGCAAAGUUGCUCUGUUUUAUUUGUGUUUAAGCUUUCAACCUCUGUGUCAUACUGGAGUGUGAAUGUUGGCAUGCUCUGCUCCCGAAGGAACAGGCAGAAAACGUAUUUUAGAAAUUGGAAUUGGAUAAAAUAUGUACCGUCAGGUAAAAGCUUUACAAAACCUGAAGUUUGGAUCUUCAGGUUACUUCUCAGUUGCAACUCAGCUUUUAAUGCUUUGGAUGAUCAUCAAUAUAGUAUUGAUGUUUUGGUUCUGUGAAACUAAACCUUUAAUCCCAGGAGCUGCUUGAACCUCUCUGGAGCAAGUAAGCACCUUCUCUUUUGCCCUCAGACUGCUCCCUAACUGUCGGCCAUCUGAGGUUCACACAAUGCUUUUUAAUUGAGCUUAAAGCCAUGAGUCGGAGACAAGCUCCAGAGGUACUCCCCAACUCUCAAUGCCAUUUAACAUUGAAAUUGUGCAUCACGCUUGUUUACAUGAUACUUGGAGAAAAAACACUGAAGCGUGUUUGUUUUUGACCAAAGUGUCACCUCCUACCCAGGGAUGCAUGGGCCGAAACCUUCGUACAGGACGCGCGGUCCCUCAAAUGAAAACGGUGCCUUACCACAGCCACGCCCAAGGUUAGCAUCGCAAAGUUCACACACAGAUGAUUGACUGAUUUCUUUUUUUUAGAAUGAACCACAGAGGUUCCCGAGGAAAGCUGUGUGGCUAAAACAUGCAUUACUGUACAUACAGACAGCGACAUGGACUGAUGUGCUCAGCAUGUAAAAUAGCAGUUUAACGUCAGCUGCCAUGUUUCUUCUUAACCUGCCUCUAAAUGUUUGCUCAGAAACUGUGUAAAUAUAUAUAUAUAUAUAUAGAAAGAAAACUGUCUUUAACUCAUUGUAAUCUCCUUUUAUUUUCCUGUUAUGCAAUCGAACUUUCAGAAUCCUUUCUAUUUUUGUAAAUCAAAGUCUGCUUUUUAAUGGUCUCUUCGUGCAUGUUUGCUUUUUUUGUAUCCUUGUUUCAUUUUGGGGAUUUUUGGGGAUUGAUGUUGGAAUCAAAGCCUUAUUGGGAGAAACUCUGUUUUGUAUGUUGACUGUUUUUUGAUAUUGUGUUUUUAUUCAUAUGCAUAUUCAUGAUCAGACGUUUGCACUUAGAGUUUGGGGGUUCCUGUCAUAUUGGAUUCUGUCACUUUUCUAGGAUUUCCUCGGAUAAAACGUUUGUUGACUAAAGAAAUGUAUUUUUCCCCCAGAGGGAGGAUUUCAUUAUGCACUUGUAUUUUAUAAGACAAAAGAAGCUAAAUCUAAAGUUUUACAGUUUGUAUGAAACAAUGACUAAUUUGUAAUUAGGCACUAGCACAAAUAUUUAUAAAAAUGUAUACAGCCCAUAGAACAGAUAUAUAGAUUUUGCAUUUUUGCUGUAAGUUUACUAUUAAAAACUAUGAAAUAGCUAUAAAGUGAUCCCAAAGCCUUUGAAAUGCUUUCUGCUUUACUCUUCUUGGAUUUUUUUGUUAUUUCUUCAUAUCUGCCCUCUAAUGGUUUCCUUUCUUUGAGAUGUAAAAUGCUGUUUUUAAAGAAAUUGCUGUUUUUACUUUGUUUUGUCCAGUUCUCAUUGUUUGAUGCUUAUUCAAAAUGUUUACAAGCUGCUUGUCUUAAGUGGCGUAGUGAUGUUCAAGAAGUUUAGAGAAAAUGUAGACCAGGGAGGUUAAAUAUGACCAGUAAUAAAACAAAUCUAUAACUGA